Messenger RNA from Diplodia corticola, 1428 nucleotides. RefSeq lists its product as uncharacterized. The transcript has 2 exons. The record is from RefSeq and is a predicted model, not a curated record. NCBI's taxonomy places the organism in Eukaryota, Fungi, Ascomycota, Dothideomycetes, Botryosphaeriales, Botryosphaeriaceae. The coding region runs from base 1 to 1428 and encodes 475 amino acids.
AUGCCUUCCUUCGACCACCACCUCCGCCCCCGCCAAGCCUUCGAACCAUCCUGCCUCAGCGGGGGCAUCUGGUACUCGUGCGGCGCCGGCUCGCGCUUCGUGGGCUGCUGCACGAGCGACCCAUGCAACAGCCGCGGCUGCUCCGACGGCAACCUGCGCCCCGCCAGCUUCAACGCCAGCGCCUACAGCGACUUCCCCGACGCCGAGUGCGACUCGGGCCGCUUCUGGACCUGCGCCACCACCGACCCGCCGUUCCUGGGAUGCUGCAAGGUCAACGCCUGCCAGGCCGAAGGCAACGCCGGCUGCCCGGACGAGGACCUGACCGCCGCCCACCUGCCCGACAACGACGCCCUAGCCAGCGCCUACAGCCCGACCGGCGGGCCGAGCUCGACGGCGACGGCGACGGCCAGUGCUUCGGCCACGGCCGCGCCUGAUGAUUCCGGGUCGACGCCUACCGCGGGCAUCGUUGGCGGUGUGAUUGGCGCCGUCGUCGUGCUGCUCGUCGUCGUCAUCGGUGCCCUGCUCCGGCGGAGAAGGAGCAAGAAGAACAAGGAAGCUGCUUCCGCCGCCGCCGCCAUGGACGGAGACCAUGGACGAUCGGUAUCCGAGCUCGCCGGCGGGGACGUUGGAUCACACGGCAAAGGCUCCCCCGGCACCGCCCACCCACCCCGCUACUCCUCCCUCGGCCACCACCAGCAAUACGCCAUGGAACUCGACGGCUUCCCCCGCAAAUCGCCCCACGACCAACGCACCCCUUCGGAGCUGGGCGCCGGCGAGACGGCGCCGCACGCCGAACUCCCCGGCGACGACGCGAGUACCGUGAUGAUGCACGAGCUGGAGGGCUCGUCGCCCGCCAUGACGGGCACGACGGCGGCGUCCACGACACCCAAGUCGACGACGACGUCGGGGUCCGGAUCGGGGAAGAAGGGGGGAGCGGCGGCGCACAGUCGCGGAAGUAGUUGGAGUUCGUUUAAUGAGAGGAGGGCGGCGAGGAGGGCGAGUGGGGGGAGUGGCGGUGGUGGUAGUACUGGAACGGGGCCGAGGGGGUUGGCGAUUGUGGGGUUGCAUCCGCAUUCGCAUGUGCGGGGCGGGUCGAAUGGGAGUAAUGAUGGUGGUGGUGGCAGGGCGAGUCCGCGGUCGCCGAGUUUUGCGGGAGGUGGUGGAGGCGGCGCCGCGGACGAUGGGGGGUCUGAGUCGGGCGUCAGUUCGCUGCCGAGCACGCCGCGGAGCGGGUAUACCAAUGCGUAUGGCCCCGGCGCGGGGACCUCGGGGGCGUAUUCGGAUGUGAGCAGGCUGAGUCCGACGUAUCCGCCGCCGAUAAGGGAGGAGGGGGGAGGGGGGGCUGGGGGGAGGUAUAGGGAUGACGACGACGACGAGGAUGAUGAUGAGGACGAUCUUCACGAGGGUUAUGGGAAUGGCAGGAGAUGA